CCGCGAGUGCACGCGCAGCAGGGAUGUUGCCUUCAACGACUUUAAUUCCAUCUUGCUCCUUAUCUCAGUUACACAACCUGCGUUUCAAACUCCAGUAGACCGAAAACAGAAGUGACUCGAGGAGGCCCUUAGCGCCUCAUGACCUUCAAGGACAGUGGGGAUGUGGGGGCGCGCGCCGGGGCCACUCGCCUCUCCUGAGGCCUCGGGCCGAUGCUUACCAGGGCCGCAGGAGCUGCCCAGCCCCUGACAACCGCCAGAGGAGCCUGUUGCUAGGGGCGUUGCGAAGGAGGGGCCACGAGGAGGGGCUCCCUUCCGGGAGGAGGGCGAUUGAUAACCCGGAAGCGGUCGGCAGUGCGGCGCUGUUUAAAGAUGGCGGCGGAGGAGCCUCAGCAGCAGAAGCAGGAGCCGCUGGGCAGCGACUCCGAAGGUGUUAACUGUCUGGCCUAUGAUGAAGCUAUUAUGGCUCAGCAAGACCGAAUUCAGCAAGAGAUUGCUGUGCAGAAUCCUCUGGUGUCAGAGCGGCUGGAACUCUCCGUCCUAUACAAGGAGUAUGCUGAGGAUGACAACAUCUAUCAACAGAAGAUCAAGGACCUCCACAAAAAGUACUCAUACAUCCGGAAGACCAGGCCCGACGGCAACUGCUUCUACCGAGCCUUUGGCUUCUCCCACUUGGAGGCGCUGUUGGACGACAGCAAGGAGCUGCAGCGGUUCAAGGCUGUGUCUGCCAAGAGUAAAGAGGACCUGGUGUCCCAGGGCUUCACUGAAUUCACAAUCGAGGACUUCCAUAACACGUUCAUGGACCUUAUUGAGCAGGUGGAGAAGCAGACCUCAGUAGCCGACCUGCUGGCCUCCUUCAAUGACCAGAGCACCUCAGACUACCUUGUGGUCUACCUGCGGCUGCUCACCUCAGGCUACCUGCAGCGCGAGAGCAAGUUCUUCGAGCACUUCAUAGAGGGUGGCCGGACUGUUAAGGAGUUCUGCCAGCAGGAGGUGGAACCCAUGUGCAAGGAGAGCGACCAUAUCCACAUCAUCGCCCUGGCCCAGGCCCUCAGCGUGUCCAUCCAAGUAGAGUACAUGGACCGUGGUGAGGGCGGCACCACCAACCCACACGUCUUCCCUGAGGGCUCCGAGCCCAAGGUCUACCUUCUCUACCGGCCUGGACACUACGAUAUCCUCUACAAAUAGGGCUGGCUGGCCUGCUGCGCCCUGCCUGCCUCCCCUGCCAGGCGCUCGCUAGACAUGUACAGAGGGGGUUGGGUUUGGGUUUGG
Messenger RNA from Peromyscus eremicus (cactus mouse), 1269 nucleotides. It is a transcript of the gene Otub1, whose product is annotated as OTU deubiquitinase, ubiquitin aldehyde binding 1. Lineage: Eukaryota; Metazoa; Chordata; Mammalia; Rodentia; Cricetidae. The transcript has 7 exons. The record is from RefSeq and is a predicted model, not a curated record. Gene Ontology annotation, cellular component: nucleus. Gene Ontology annotation, biological process: protein K48-linked deubiquitination; negative regulation of double-strand break repair. Gene Ontology annotation, molecular function: cysteine-type deubiquitinase activity; ubiquitin binding. Bases 370 to 1185 code for a protein of 271 amino acids.